AUGGCUUCACAAUUCCAUCAACUACGGAUUCUGGUGUGGAAGAAUUGGCUAGGUGUCAAAAGGCAGCCGCUUUGGUCGCUUGUCCUGAUUUUAUGGCCCGUCAUUAUUUUCAUAAUUCUGGCUAUUACCCGGACAAAAUUUCCUCCAAUAGCAAAACCGACCUGUUACCUUGCACCGCGAAACCUUCCUAGCACUGGCUUUUUCCCAUUUCUGCAAACCCUACUCUGUGAUACAGAUACCAAAUGCAAGGAUACUCCCUAUGGACCACAAGAUCUACUCCGAAGAAAAGGAAUUGAUAUCACCUUUUUUAAAGAAAGUGAAAUUCAGAGAAAGUCAUCCAGCCUGGGAAAGGACAGUCAUUCAUCACCUCGGAGUGCUAAAUUUCCAGAAAGAAGGAAUACAUCACUGGUCUUUUCCAGCUCAAAACCUGAUGCAGAAAGCACUGUAACAGAUACCAUCCCAGCAUUCAACAGCAGUCAGGUGCUCGCAUGGAUUCUAGAUUUGGAAAAGCAAAAUUCAACUUCAGAAAGCCUAAGAAGAGAAAUCUGUGAGAGCCAUCCAUCAUAUACAGCAGAUAAAACUUUCUCAUGGAACACUCUAGGGAAAAAUAUUUUCAACCACUUUUGUAUUUCCAACAUAACCCUCUUAGAGUCAUCCAUUCAAGAACUAAAAAACCAGUUCUCUCAGAUCUCAAAUGACCCCAACAAACAGAUGAUAGUCUUCCAAGAAUCAGCCAAAGUGCUGUCAUUCUUUUCACAACUACAGGAUCAAACUGCUUUGUGGCAGUUCCUCUCAAGCAUCCCCAAUUUGUUUCAAGAUGACACAAAACUAAAGGAGUUAUUGGAUAUUCUCCAUAAGGCAAACAGUGCUCUGUUGGUAGUGCAGAAGGUUUCUCCACGUGUCACGAAUAACGAAGGAUUCAGGACCAUCCAGAGGUCUGUUAAGCAUCUGCUCUUCACUCUGGACUCUUCAGACCAAGAUGGACUGGGCAAUACAACAUCUCAUUGGAAGGAGGAUGAUGAAGAGAAGCUAUCCCCAAGCAGUCUGGCUGCCCAGCUCCUUGUUCUGGAAAAUUUUGAAGACGCCCUUUUAAACAUUUCUGCUGAGAGUCCUUAUUUGCCUUACUUGAUCUGCGUGAGAAAUGUAACUGACAAUUUAGCCAACGGGUCACCAGAAAAUCUAAAACUUCUACAGUCCACCAUUCGGCUGAAAAAAUCUUUUCAUCGAAAUGGCUCUUAUGAGGACUACUUGCCUCCAGUUUCAGAAAUCAUAAGAUCAAAACUGUUGCAACUCCGAAAUGUGACCAAACUUCUUUGUGAAUCUGAGACCUCCAGUUGGAUAGAAGAAACCUGCCAGUUUUCCAACAUUAGCUUUGGAAAGCUAUGCGAAGGAAGCCGCUUCCACAUGCAACUCCUUGAAGCAGCUGAGCUUGGCACAGAAAUUGCAGCAGGCUUACUGAACCGUGACACUAUCAUAUCUCAGAAGCUAACGGAUUUGCUUACCGGGGAUCCAAACAAAAUUAAUUUAAAUAUGGAUCAGUUCCUAGAACAGGCAUUGCAAAUGAAUUACUUGGAAAAUAUCACACAGUUAAUACCAGUCAUAGAAUCCUUGCUGCAUGUCAAUAACAGCGCAACUGCUUCUGAAAAACCAGGUCAAUUAAUAGAUAUGUUUAAAAAUAUUGACCAGCUUAAAGUAGAACUCCAGAGAACCACAGGAAUAUCCAAUGCAAGUAUUGAUACUUUGUUGGCAAUGCCCAUCCCUGAAAACAGAACUGAGAUCAUUUCUCAUAUAUUCUGGCUGUAUUCUUGUGAUUCUAAUGUCACCAAUGUGAAAUUGGAAGCUGAAAUGAUGGAAUUCUGCAACCUAUCUAUUCCAGAGAGGUCCCGCCUGUCUUAUCUCACAGGAAUUACCCUUCUGCAUUACCUGGACAUUUAUAACUUUACCUACAAGGUAUUAUUCCCUAGGGAAGAUCAAGAACCGGUAGAAAGGAUGAUAGAACUCUUCAUAAAACUGAAAGGUUUUCUCAAUCAGAUGGUUUCUGGCGCAGGUCCACUGCUCGACAAAAUGAGGUCACUGAAAAAAAUACACCUGUCUCGAAGUGUACCAUUAUCACAGGCAAUAUACAGAAACCGCCAUGUUAAAGUCCCUGAAGGAUCAUUUAGCACCAUCUCCCAAGCUCUGUGCUCUCAAGGAAUCACCACUGACUACUUAACAGCCAUGUUGCCCUCUUCACAGAAGUCCAAAGUGGGCAACCAUACCAAAGAUCCUUUGACCUACAACCUGAGUAAAAAACAAAUUGCUUUAAAAUAUGGGAUUCCCAUGAAUUCAACACCAUUUUGCUUCUCCCUUUAUAAAGACAUCGUUAACAUGCCUGCUGGACCUGUAAUUUGGGCUUUCUUAAAACCAUUGUUAUUGGGAAAGAUUAUGUAUGCACCAUAUACUCCAAUCACAAAGGCGAUUAUGGAAAAGUCUAAUGCAACUCUGAGACAACUGGCAGAACUGAGAGAAAAAUCUCAAGAGUGGAUAGAUAAAUCACCAUUGUUCAUGAAUUCGUUCCAUCUGUUAAACCAAACAAUUCCAAUGCUCCAGAAUACUCUGAGGAACCCCUUUGUGCAAGUUUUUAUAAAAUUCUCUGUGGGACUUGAUGCUGUUGAACUCCUGAAACAGAUAAAUGAGCUUGAUAUUCUAAGGCUAAGAUUACAGAACAAUAUCGGCCUCAUUGAUCAGCUUAAUACACUGUCUUCCCUGACAGUCAACAUAUCCUCCUGUGUAUUAUAUGAUCGCAUUCAACCAGCGAAAACUAUAGCUGAAAUGGAGAUGGAAGCUCAAAAGCUAUACAAGAACAAUGAACUCUUUGGAAGUGUUAUUUUCAAACUUCCUUCUAACAGAAGCAGGCAGGGAAUAGACCAUCUUGAUGAUAGACUCCUCCCUCCACUGAUAGAAUACACUAUCCGAAUGAGCCUCAAGACAGCACAGACAACCAACAACCUCCGGAACAAACUCUGGGCUCCCGGUCCACAUAAUUCUCCAUCACAAAACCAGAUCUAUGGCAGAGCAUUUAUCUACUUACAGGAUAGCAUUGAAAGAGCUAUAAUUGAAUUGCAGACUGGGAGGAAUUCACAGGAAAUAGCAGUUCAAGUUCAAGCAAUCCCCUACCCCUGUUUCAUGAAGGACAACUUCUUAACCAGUGUUUCCUAUUCGCUUCCUAUCGUGCUUAUGGUAGCCUGGGUUGUAUUUAUAGCUGCCUUUGUGAAAAAACUUGUUUAUGAGAAAGACCUGCGGCUCCAUGAGUACAUGAAGAUGAUGGGUGUGAAUUCCUGUAGCCAUUUUUUUGCCUGGCUCUUGGAGAGCAUUGGAUUUUUGCUGGUUACCAUCAUCAUUCUUAUUAGUAUACUUAAAUUUGGCAAUAUUCUCCCUAAAACAAAUGGAUUCAUCUUGUUCCUGUAUUUUUCGGACUAUAGCUUCUCUGUUAUUGCCAUGAGCUACCUUAUCAGUGUCUUCUUCAACAGCACUAAUAUCGCUGCCCUGAUCGGGAGUCUCAUCUACAUCAUUGCCUUUUUCCCCUUCAUUGUUCUAAUUACAGUUGAAAGUGAAUUGAGCUUUAUAGUCAAGACAUUCAUGAGCCUCCUGUCCCCCACAGCAUUCAGUUAUGCAAGUCAGUACAUUGCCCAAUAUGAGGAGCAGGGAAUUGGUCUUCAAUGGGAUAAUAUGUACAGUUCUCCCGUCCAUGAUGACACCACUUCAUUUGGCUGGUUGUGUUGUCUAAUUCUUGUCGAUUCUGUCAUUUACCUCCUUAUUGCGUGGUAUGUUAGGAAUGUUUUCCCAGGGACCUAUGGUGUGGCUUCUCCAUGGUAUUUCCCAGUUCUUCCUUCCUAUUGGAAGGAACGCUUUGGAUGUGCAGAUGUAAAGCUGGAAAAAAGCGAUGGCUUUGUAUUUACCAAUAUCAUGAUGCAGACUACCAGCAUAUCUGGCAGUCCUGAGUACAUCUUUUCUUCUAACCUGGAGCCUGAACCAAAAGAUCUCACAGUUGGAGUUGCUCUCCAUGGCCUUACCAAGAUGUAUGGAUCUAAAGUUGCAGUGGAUAAUCUUAAUCUGAAUUUUUAUGAAGGACAUAUCACUUCAUUGCUGGGACCUAAUGGAGCUGGAAAAACUACUACCAUUUCCAUGUUGACUGGGUUAUUUGGUGCCACAACAGGCACUAUAUUUAUUUAUGGAAAGGACACUAGAACUGAUCUGGACCUGAUCCGAAAGAACAUGGGUGUCUGCAUGCAGCAUGAUGUCCUGUUCAGUUAUCUCACAACCAAGGAGCACCUUCUUCUCUAUGGCUCCAUCAAAGUCCCUCACUGGAAUAAAAAGCAACUACAUGAGGAAGUAAAAAGGACUUUAAAAGAUACUGGUCUGUAUAGUCAUCGGCACAAGAGAGUUGGAACAUUAUCUGGAGGAAUGAAGAGAAAGUUGUCCAUUUCCAUUGCCCUUAUUGGUGGAUCAAGGGUUGUAAUUUUAGAUGAGCCAUCCACUGGGGUGGACCCUUGUUCUCGUCGUAGCAUAUGGGAAGUUAUCACAAAGAAUAAAACAGCAAGGACAAUUAUUCUGUCUACACAUCACUUGGAUGAAGCUGAAGUGCUCAGUGACCGAAUUGCCUUCUUGGACCAUGGAGGUCUCAGGUGCUGUGGGUCACCCUUUUACCUCAAGGAAGCCUUUGGUGAUGGCUACCAUCUCAUUCUCACUAAGAAAAAGAGUCCCAAUCUACACUCAAAUAAAAUAUGUAACACAUUGGCAGUGACCUCUAUGAUCCAAUCGCACCUUCCUGAAGCUUAUCUCAAGGAGGAUAUUGGUGGAGAACUUGUCUAUGUACUGCCUCCAUUCAACACCAAAGUUUCCGGAGCCUAUCUCUCUCUCCUAAGAGCUCUUGACAGUGGCAUGAGUGACCUUAACAUUGGCUGCUAUGGCAUUUCCGACACUACUGUGGAAGAGGUGUUUUUGAAACUGACAAAAGAUACACAGAAAGAUGGAGAGAUGGGUGCAGAACAGUUCACAACAAAAAAAACUGGAGUCACUAAAACAAAUGGCAUGAUGACUCCUGAUGACCUUUCUAUGAGCAGCAGCAGCAUCACCACUGAAAGAGAUGACAAAGUCUUGACAAGAGCAGAGAGGCUAGACGGAGUAGGGCUUUUGCUGAAGAAAAUAAUGGCUAUUCUCAUUAAGAGGUUCCACCACACCCGCCGAAACUGGAAAGGUCUCAUUGCUCAGAUUAUCCUCCCAGUUGUCUUUGUAACGACAGCCAUGGGUCUUGGUACAUUGAGAAAUGUUGGCACCGUCUAUCCUGAGGUACAGCUUUCUCCAUCUCUUUAUGGCACCUCUGAGCAGACCGCAUUCUAUGGGAACUCUCAUCCAAGCACAGAACCAUUAGUCUCUGCAAUGAUGACUUUCCCUGGAAUAGACACCAUAUGUUUGAAUGCCAGUGAUACAAGAUGUUUAAAGAAAGGCACUUUGGGCCAAUGGAAUACCAGUGGAGAACCCAUCAAUAACUUUGGUGUUUGCUCCUGCUCAGAAAAUAUCCAGGAAUGUCCCAAGUUUAACUACUCUCCACCUCACAGAAGAACGUAUUCUUCCCAAGUCCUUUAUAACCUCAGUGGGCAGCACAUAGAAAAUUACCUCAUCUCAACAGCUAAUGACUUUGUUCAAAAAAGGUAUGGAGGGUGGAGUUUUGGAUUGCCUCUGACCAAGGACCUUCGUUUUGAUAUAACAACCAUUCCUGAAAACAGAACACUUGCCAAGGUGUGGUAUGACCCUGAAGGUUAUCACUCCCUGCCUGCUUACCUCAAUAGCUUCAACAAUUUCCUCCUUCGAAUAAACAUGUCAGACCAUGAUGCUGCCAGACAUGGUAUUAUCAUGUAUAGCCACCCAUAUCCAGGGGUACAAGAUCAAGAACAAGCCACGAUUAGCAGCUUAAUCGAUAUUUUAGUGGCUCUCUCCAUCCUGAUGGGGUAUUCUGUCACCACAGCAAGCUUUGUGACCUAUAUUGUAAGGGAACAUCAGACCAAAGCUAAACAACUCCAGCACAUCUCAGGCAUAGGUGUGACAUGCUACUGGAUCACAAAUUUCAUUUAUGACAUGGUUUUCUAUUUGGUGCCUGUUGCAAUGUCAAUUGGAGUUAUUGCUGCUUUCAAGUUACCUGCUUUUUCUUGUGAAGACAAUUUAGGAGCAGUAUCUCUCCUCCUUUUGCUCUUUGGGUAUGCAUCAUUUUCUUGGAUGUACUUGUUGGCUGGGCUUUUUCAUGAGACAGGAAUGGCCUUCAUCACUUACGUUUGCAUCAACUUGUUCUUUGGCAUCAAUUCAAUCGUUUCACUCUCGGUGGUAUAUUUCCUUUCCAAGGAAAAGCCUAAUGAUCCGACUUUAGAACUUAUAUCUGAAACCCUUAAACGGAUCUUCCUGAUUUUCCCACAAUUCUGUUUUGGCUAUGGUUUGAUUGAACUCUCUCAACAACAAUCUGUCUUAGACUUCUUAAAAGCAUAUGGAGUGGAAUAUCCCAGCGAAACCUUUGAGAUGAAUAAAUUAGGUGCAAUGUUUGUAGCCUUGGUUGUUCAAGGCACUAUGUUUUUUUUGUUACGACUCCUAAUCAAUGAAUGGCUAAUUAAAAAAAUCAGAAUCUUACUCAGAGAAAUGAAUUCUUCAUCUAUGCUAGAGAAUAUAGAUGAAGAUGAAGAUGUUCGUGCAGAAAGGAUAAGGGUGGAGUCUGGUGGAGCCGAAUUUGACUUGGUACAACUCCAACGUCUCACAAAAACCUAUCAACUUAUCCACAAAAAGAUUGUAGCAGUAAACAAUAUAAGCAUUGGCAUACCUGCUGGAGAGUGCUUUGGCCUCCUGGGAGUGAAUGGAGCAGGGAAGACCACUAUCUUCAAAAUGUUGACGGGGGACAUCAUUGCAACAAGUGGAAAAAUCCUGAUUAGAAAUCAAACUGGAUCCCUGGAUCGAGCUGAUACCCACUAUUCAUCGAUUGGCUAUUGCCCACAGGAAGAUGCCUUAGAUGAUUUGGUGACUGUGGAAGAGCACCUCUACUUUUAUGCCAGAAUACAUGGAAUUCCCGAGAAAGACAUUAAGGAAAUUGUUCAUAAACUUCUUUGGAGGCUUCAGCUGAUGCCCUACAAAGAAAAAGUCACAUCUAUGUGCAGUUAUGGUACCAAAAGGAAAUUAUCAACUGCAAUAGCCUUGAUUGGGAAGCCAUCAAUUCUACUGCUGGAUGAGCCAAGCUCUGGAAUGGAUCCUAAAUCUAAGCGACAUCUCUGGAAGAUCAUUUCAGAAGAAGUACAAAACAAGUGCUCAGUGAUACUUACAUCUCACAGCAUGGAAGAAUGUGAAGCUCUCUGUACCAGACUGGCCAUUAUGGUGAAUGGAAGGUUCCAAUGCAUUGGUUCUUUACAGCACAUAAAAAGCAGGUUUGGAAGAGGCUUUACUGUAAAGGUGCAUUUUAAGAAUAGUAAGGCAAAUAUGGAUGCUUUGACACAGUUCAUGCAACUACACUUCCCAAAAACUUACCUAAAGGACCAGCAUCUUAGUAUGCUGGAGUACCAUGUGCCAGUCACAGCAGGAGGAGUAGCAAAUAUAUUUGACCUGCUAGAAACAAACAAGACGGCCUUAAAUAUCACCAACUUUUUAGUGAGUCAGACAACUCUAGAAGAGGUUUUCAUUGACUUUGCCAAAGACCAAAAAGCUCACGUGAAUUUGGAAACGAGCAGCCAAGGCUCCAGCAUCAGUGGAGAUUCUCAGGAUGAGCACCCCGAGUCUUAGUACUGGACAGUUCAGCGCUACCUGCUCAUUGCCAAUGCAUUCGUGAUGAGAAGGAGCCAUUGGAGACACCAUUUCUUCGUUGUAUCUUAGUUUUGAACUAUUCUGUGGCAUGAAACCUUAGAAUUGCAUAAGACUAGGAAGGUAAUUGAACUAUGGAGUCUGAGGAGCCCCAUGCACUGUCACUAUUGAAAUGAAUUUUUGCACGCAGGCCACUCAGAAAGGGAAUAAUGUGUUUGCUGUGAGGUUUCUCAAACAAAAUGCAAAGCUGCUUGAGGGUGAAGUAUGUCUUCCCUUAUUCCCUUAUUCUUUUAAAUGUUUAAAAUCAAGCAUAAGAGAUGUAGUUACUAAGAGCACAAAAAAUCAAGGUGAAGAAAAGAACUUGAGAUAAUGGGAGAUAUUGGAGUGUCUUACAGAGACCUCAAAUAUAUUUCAUCUGAGAAAACAACAGGAUGAGCAUCUUCUCCAAAAGAAUGAACCCAAUGUAAUCCAUACUGAGUGAGGAUCAGAUUCAUAUCAAUACUAAACUGUGGCCACAAAAUGGAUGUGUGACACUGUACCCUGAUAGUCCCUGGACCUGUUCAUAAAUGGGGAUGCAUUGCCUCCCCACCCUCAAAAAACACAUUUCUUCAAGAAUGGAGUAUAGGAAAACAGAUUACCCUGGUGGUAAAGAGAAUAUAUGCCCAUUUCUGACCUGUCCUCCCUGCCAAUGAGGAAGCUUAAGACCAAAAAAAAAAAAAUGCCAUUUCAGGAAAAAGAGGGAUGUGUCAACCAGGCAGAUACUAAGCCUGGAAACUGGGAAAGAAUUCAUGUGCUGCAGGCAGGCAGUUUUCUUCAGCAAUUGAUAGAGCCAUUUGGCACACCUCUGACCACAGAGCAACUUUGGAGAGAGGAGGGAACAUUCAAAGGUUAUUUUCAGCCAAAAUGCACAAGCUGAAUCGGAUUACACAGGUGGCUGUGGGACAGGAUCCUUGAUAAUGUCUAUUGUUAGGGUCCCCUAUUAGGGUGUUUUCUAUAUAUGAAUUGCCCAGUGUAACAUUUUGUAUAUAUACAAGGAUGCCAGUGUUGGCACAAUUGUUUCAUUGUUGAAAAUCAAUAAAUGUUAGGUUGAAGAAAACC
Molecule: messenger RNA, 8904 nt
Organism: Gracilinanus agilis (Agile Gracile Mouse Opossum)
Lineage: Eukaryota; Metazoa; Chordata; Mammalia; Didelphimorphia; Didelphidae
Gene: ABCA12
Product: ATP binding cassette subfamily A member 12
Exons: 53
Coding region: 1-7788 (2595 amino acids)
Biological process (GO): lipid transport; transmembrane transport
Cellular component (GO): membrane; intracellular membrane-bounded organelle
Molecular function (GO): ABC-type transporter activity; ATP hydrolysis activity; ATP binding
Source: RefSeq, a predicted model, not a curated record